Cucumis melo (muskmelon) is the source of this 624-nucleotide messenger RNA. RefSeq lists its product as uncharacterized. The record is from RefSeq and is a predicted model, not a curated record. The coding region runs from base 1 to 624 and encodes 207 amino acids. The transcript has a single exon. NCBI's taxonomy places the organism in Eukaryota, Viridiplantae, Streptophyta, Magnoliopsida, Cucurbitales, Cucurbitaceae.
AUGGCAGCCGAAGAAAUCCUCCCACUUUUUGAUCUCUUCUGGUUCCAACGGGCAAUUUUCGCCAGCAAACCGCUUCUGAAAACCCACUCCUCGGCGCCGGAAAUCCACUUCCAGAGCUCGGAAAGCGAGUAUGCUGUCAGCUCCUCAAAGAAUUUCCCAGCUUCCAAAACCGCCGUUCACUCUGCCAAUAAUCAAAAGCUAGAAACCAUUGUUUCCGGUAAGGUAAGGGACUUUUCCGUUGAAGGGAAUAAUGAAAAGAUGAAAAUUAGAGGGAAAGUGAAAGGGUUGAGUAAGAGUUUAUCAGAGUUGGAAUUUGAAGAAUUGAAAGGAUUUAUGGAUUUGGGAUUUGUAUUUAGUGAAGAAGAUAAAAAUGAUACAAAUUUGGCUUCAAUAAUUCCUGGGUUACAAAGAAUUGGCCAAAAAAAAGAGGAAAAACAAAAACAGAUUGAAGAUGGAAUUUUGAAAAGGCCAUAUUUAUCCGAAGCUUGGGAAGAUGUUGAGAAAGAAAAUGAUAAGAAAAGGAUUUUGAUGAAAUGGAGAAUUCCAAGUUUAGGAGCAACUGAAAUGGAUAUCAAACAUCAUCUCAAAUCUUGGGCUCAUACAGUGGCUUCAACUGUCAGAUAA